GAGGAUUCACACAGGUGAAAAGCCAUUUCCAUGUGUGACCUGUGGAAAAUAUUUUAGUCAAAAACAGACUUUAACUAAGCACAUGAUGAUUCACACUGGUGAAAAGCCUUUUCCAUGUGUGAACUGUGGAAAAUGUUUUAGUCAAAAACAGAAUUUAACAAAGCACAUGAAGAUUCACACUCGUGAAAAGCCUUUAUCAUCUGUCAAAAAGCGUUUUUCUUUCAAAUCUGCCUUUGAUGCUCACAAGAAAACUAAUUCAGGUGAAAAGCUUUUUUCAUGUGUGACCUGUGGAAAAAGUUUUAGUCUAAAACGGAUUUUUAUUAUGCACAUGAGGAUUCACACCGGUGAAAAGCCUUUUUCAUGUGUUGACUGUGGAAAAAGUUUUAGUCGAAAACAUAAUUUAGCUCAGCACAUGAGGAGUCACACCAGUAAAAAGACUUUUUCAUGUGUAACCUGUGGAAAAAGUUUUAGUCGAAAACAUAAUUUAAAUCAGCACAUGAUGAGUCACACUGGUGAAAGGCCUUAUUCAUGUGUGACGUGUGAAAAGCGUUUCUUUGUCAGAUCUGCUCUCAAUGUUCACAUGAGGACUCAUAAAGGUGAAAAGACUUUUUCAUGUCUGAGCUGUGGAAAAAGUUUUAGUCAAAAAACGCAAUUAACUAAGCACAUGAAGAUUCAUACAGGUGAAAAGCCAUUUUCAUGUGUGACCUGUGGAAAAAGUUUUAGUGAAAAACAGAAUUUAACUCAGCACAUUAGGAUUCAUACAGGUGAAAAGCCUUUUUCAUGUGUAACCUGUGGUAAGAGUUUUCCUGCUAAAUCUGCUCUCGGUAUUCACAUGAGAACUCAUACUGGUGAAAAGCCGUUUUCAUGUGGGAACUGUGGAAAAUGUUUUAGUCAAAAACAGAAUUUAACUAAGCACAUGAGGAUUCACACCGGUGAAAAGCCUUUUUCAUGUGUACAAUGUGGAAAGUGUUUCACUGUCAAAUUCUUACUCGAUUUUCACAUGAGAACUCAUACAGUUGAAAAGCCUUUUUCAUGUGGGAACUGUGAUCAGAGUUUCACUGGUGAAUCUUCUCUCAAUGCUCACAUGAGAACUCAUACAGAUGAAAAGUUUUUUUCAUGUGGGAAAUGUGAAAAACGUUUUUAUCAAAAACGGAAUUUAAAUAAGCACAUGAGGAUUCAUACUGGUGAAAAGCCAUUUUUAUGCCUGAAAUGUGGAAAAUGUUUUAGUCACAAACAUCAUUUAACUCGGCAUGUAAUGAUUCACACCAGUGAAAAGCCUUAGAAGUUCACUAUAAAUGGCAUUUGGAUAAAAACGUGUUAUUUACUAGAGGGCUUAAUAUCUAUAAAUUGGUGACAUUUUUUAAUUAAGUUGUUAAAUGUGAUCAUUUGUAUCUUGAAAUUUGGAUUCUUAGAAAUGUGCAUCUCUGAAACGUUUUCCUUGAGAGACAUUUUUUUUUUUUGCUGUUUUGUAAUUGUUUUGCUUACAAAAACAUUGAUUUUAUUGAUUCUACUCAUUCUUGUUUUUUAUGACUUAUUCGUGCCUUAAAAUAAGUAAUUAUUAUUUUUGGAUUAAAAAUAUUUAAUCAUUAUUUUUCAGUGUUGGAUUCACUCCUCCUAUUCCACUAGAGGGCUCUGUAGUUGCUUUGCAUUGGUACGUGAGUUUACAUGAGGAGGAAGAAAACUGAGUUUUGUUAUCUGUUAUAAACGUGCAGUUGGUGAAUUUGCUAGAGCUAAUUAGCUAAAUGCUAGCUGUGUUUUACUGCACUGUGAUAUUUAAAUGUAAAUGUUUAUUAUAUUACGAGGUGUUCUAAGAGUAAACUUUGCCUUAUAACCUGUUAGUCAAGUCAAGCCUAGCUCCUAAAUCUAUGUUUAAGUUUGUGUUUAUUGAAUAUUGUAAUACUAAGUAUUGAUGUUUUGUUUUUACUUUAUUUACAGUUUAACCGGCCUGUCCGUGUAAAAGCACUCGUUAAUAAAAUUAGCAACAACAACG
Molecule: messenger RNA, 1990 nt
Organism: Xiphophorus hellerii (green swordtail)
Lineage: Eukaryota; Metazoa; Chordata; Actinopteri; Cyprinodontiformes; Poeciliidae
Product: gastrula zinc finger protein XlCGF57.1-like
Exons: 3
Coding region: 83-1282 (399 amino acids)
Biological process (GO): negative regulation of transcription by RNA polymerase II; regulation of immune system process; regulation of cytokine production
Cellular component (GO): nucleoplasm
Molecular function (GO): DNA-binding transcription repressor activity, RNA polymerase II-specific; RNA polymerase II cis-regulatory region sequence-specific DNA binding
Source: RefSeq, a predicted model, not a curated record